Messenger RNA from Theobroma cacao (cacao), 3136 nucleotides. Its product is annotated as putative receptor-like protein kinase At3g47110. Gene Ontology annotation, biological process: protein phosphorylation. Gene Ontology annotation, molecular function: receptor serine/threonine kinase binding; protein kinase activity; ATP binding. The record is from RefSeq and is a predicted model, not a curated record. Lineage: Eukaryota; Viridiplantae; Streptophyta; Magnoliopsida; Malvales; Malvaceae.
AUGGCGUUCCCUUUUGUUUACUGCCAAUUAGCUGGUUUCUACUUUAGCAUCGUGUUGUUGCAUGCAACAAUUGCCGCAGCUGCCCCUGCCAAUUUUGUGAUUAGAACCAAUCCUGGAAACGAGACAGAUCGUAUUGCACUGCUAGCUUUCAAGCAAAAAAUUUCACAGGAUCCUGACGGAGUGAUGAGCUCGUGGAAUCUGUCUAAAGAUUUCUGCGAGUGGGAAGGAAUCACAUGCAGUCGCAGGCAUAGGAGAGUGACCAUGCUAAACCUGAGGUCAAGAAGAUUGGUUGGUUCCCUCUCACCUUACAUUGGCAACCUCAGCUUCCUUAGGGAGAUCAGGCUCGAAAACAACACCCUCCAUGGUGAAAUUCCUGAGGAAGUUGGUCGUCUGUUCAGGUUGCGCUUUCUAUAUCUGGGCAACAACUCCUUGGUUGGCCAAAUUCCUGUCAACUUGUCCCAUUGUUCCAAGCUCUCAUUUUUACAUUUGGGAUGGAACAAGCUCGUAGGGAAAUUUCCAUUGGAGUUUGCCUCCUUGUCAAAUCUCAAAGAACUAGCUAUACACUUUAACCAUUUGACUGGAGGCAUACCACCUUUUCUUGCAAACAUUUCCUCUCUAGAAGCUCUAUCAGCUUCUUAUAAUGCUUUUGGAGGGAACAUCCCAGAUUCAUUGGGUCAACUAAGGUACUUAACAUCUCUAGGACUCGGUGGAAAUAACAUCUCUGGCACAAUACCUCCUUCCCUGUACAAUCUUUCUUCUCUUGCUAUUUUUUCUCUGUCUGAGAAUCGACUUCGUGGAAGGCUUCCAUCAAACUUGGGCCUCACUCUUCCUAAUCUUAGAAGGUUUCAAAUAUCUGUCAAUUUCUUUAGCGGAUCAAUUCCUGUCUCGUUAUCCAAUGCUUCAAAACUUGAAUUUAUUGAAAUGGUUGGGAACAACUUAUCUGGGAAAUUAUCAGUUGAUUUUGGUGGCAUGCAACAGCUUUCUUAUCUGAAUUUAGGUAGAAAUGAUCUAGGAAGUGGAGAACCUGAUGAAAUGAGAUUUAUCGAUUCUUUGGCCAAUUGCAGCAAUUUGCAAGAUUUGGAUUUAUCUGUAAACCGAUUUCAAGGCGUAUUGCCUCACUCGUUUGGUAAUCUCUCCACUCAACUUCUACGUUUGCUCCUUGAUUCAAAUCAGUUAUAUGGAACCAUCCCUUCAGGGGUAGGUAAUUUGGUUAACUUAUAUUUGUUCGCAAUAGGAUGGAACCAGUUUACAGGCAAAAUCCCUGCAGAAAUUGGGAAACUUCAUAACUUACAAUGGAUGGAUCUUCACAGAAACAAACUUUCAGAGGAAAUUCCUCCCACCUUAGGAAACCUGUCAUCACUGCUAGAGCUGCAUCUGCUAAAUAACAAUCUACAAGGAACCAUCCCUACUAGUCUAGGAAAGUUAAGAAACUUGGCAGCAUUAGAUCUUUCCCGAAAUGACUUAUGGGGGACCAUACCUGAAACACUUUUUCAUAAAACACCUCGCAUGAUCUCACUAAAUCUAUCUCAAAACCAUUUGGUUGGAAAAAUACCGCCAAGCAUUGCCGAUAUGAAGAAUCUAAUGAGACUGGAUGUAUCUAGGAACAACUUGUCUGGUGAAAUUCCUCUUGAACUCAGCAAUUGUGGUAACCUUGAAAUUCUACACAUGGAGGGAAACUUCUUUCAAGGAUCCAUUCCUCCCGCACUGAGUUCCUUAGAAGCUAUCCGACAGGUGGAUCUUGCUCGUAACAACUUAUCGGGGAAAAUUCCUAAAUUCCUGGAAUCACUUGCCUUGAGAUAUCUAAACUUAUCCUUCAAUGAUUUUGAGGGUGAGGUACCAGUGAAGGGAGUUUUCACCAAUGCAAGUGCAAUGUCAGUAGUUGGUAAUACAAGACUCUGUGGGGGCAUACAUGAAUUGCAGCUGCCCAAAUGCAACAUCAACAAUAGUUCCAAGAAACAAAAGGAUUCCCUCGCAUUUAAGGUAAUAAUCUCAAUAUCAUGUGCCUUCAUGGGAAUAGCCAUGGUGGCCUUUCUGAUGUUUUGUUGGUUCAAAAGGAGAAGAGAGAAACAAUCUCCUAGUCCCAUGCUGCGUAAAACACUUCUUAAGUUGUCAUAUGAAAAGCUUCUUAAAGCUACUGAUGGAUUUUCUUCGACAAACUUGAUUGGUCUUGGCAGCUUUGGCUCUGUGUAUAAGGGAGUUCUUGAUCAGGAUGGAUUGACUAUAGCAGUCAAAGUACUUAACCUUCAGCGUCAAGGAGCCUCCAAGAGUUUCAUGGCUGAGUGCAAAGCCUUGACAAAGAUCCGACAUAGAAAUCUUGUCAAGAUCAUAACUUCUUGCUCAAGCGUUGAUUUCCAAGGUAAUGAUUUCAAAGCUCUAAUUUAUGAGUUCAUGCCUAAUGGGAGCCUGGAAAACUGGUUGCAUCCUGCUUCAGAAGGACAACAAGCUGAAAUUCCUUAUCUUAGUCUUCGUCAGAGAAUAGAAAUUGGGAUCGAUGUGGCAAGUGCGUUAGAUUAUCUCCAUCACCAUUGCCAACAGCCAAUCCUCCAUUGUGAUCUAAAGCCGAGCAAUAUUCUUCUGGACAGCAACAUGACUGCUCAUGUUGGUGAUUUCGGCCUUGCGAAGUUUCUUCAGGAGCACUCAAAUCCAACUCAAAGCAGCUCACUUGGAAUUCGAGGAACAAUUGGAUAUGCUGCCCCCGAGUACGGUCUAGGAAGUGAGGUUUCAGCAGAUGGAGAUGUCUACAGCUAUGGAAUUCUACUACUUGAGAUGAUGACAGGGAAAAAGCCAACAGAUGAAAUGUUUGAUGGAGGCCUAAACCUUCAUAAAUUUGCUAGGAUGGCCUUGGCAAACCAGGUGAUGGACAUUGUGGACCCAACACUGCUAAAUAAUGGUGGAGAAUUGGCAGCAGAAAACAACAGACUGAGACAUUCAAAUUCUGAUAGAAUAAAGGAAUGUCUAAUUUCUGUCAUCAGGAUUGGAGUGGCAUGUUCGAUGGAAUCACCACAAGAACGUAUGGAGAUUAGUAAUGCUGUUUCUGAGUUGCAAAUGGUUAAAAAAGCACUUGUUGGACCUCCGACUAGACCCUACAUACAAACAGGGGGAUGAUCUCCAAAGCCAGAGGCAGUAAACAACAAUA